Molecule: messenger RNA, 1248 nt
Organism: Salvia splendens (bonfire salvia)
Lineage: Eukaryota; Viridiplantae; Streptophyta; Magnoliopsida; Lamiales; Lamiaceae
Product: protein INVOLVED IN DE NOVO 2
Exons: 2
Coding region: 69-896 (275 amino acids)
Biological process (GO): gene silencing by siRNA-directed DNA methylation
Source: RefSeq, a predicted model, not a curated record
CUUUCCCAUUCUUUCUGUACAAUAGAAAACUCUCUCUCUCUGCGACAGCUGGGAAUCGAAUUCAAAAGAUGUCUUACUCGUCCGAAGACGAAACUGAUAUAAGUGAUUCAGAGUUGGAUGAGUAUGUUGAUCGAUGCUACAAGCAGUUGAGGGUUGAAAGCCACAAAGUGAAGUUUUCAAAUGAGUUGUUCAGGUGCCCGUUCUGCCCAGGGAAGAAGAAGCUGGUUUAUGCAUUUAAGGACCUUCUACAGCACGCCUCGGAUGUUGGCAAGGGCUCACAGAACAGGGACAUCAAGCACAAGGGGAAGCACUUGGGUCUCGUCAAAUACAUGAAGAAUGAUCUCGACCAGGAAGGUUUGGCUCUAGAACUUGCUGGGCUAACUGUCAAGCCUUCCCCAAAGGACGGUAUGAGCGUGCUGUUUGUGUGGCCUUGGAUGGGGGUUGUAGCAAAUCUUGAUGGAGAGAGUAUCUCCAAACUCAAAACUGAUCUUACCAAGAGAGGAUUUGAUCCUGCCAGAAUCAGACCACUUUCUGAUAGUAGGUGUGCAGUGGUGGAGUUUAAGAGAGACUGGUCUGGUUUCUAUAAUGCUGUUAUGUUUGAGAAGGAAUUUGAGGUUGGUCAUCAUGGGAAGAAGGAUUAUUUGGCAGCUUCGCAUUCAGAUGGCAUGUAUGGUUGGGUUGCUCGAGCUGAUGAUUAUAAUGCGGAGGGUGUCUUGGGUGAGUACCUUCAGAAGAAUGGAGAUUUGAAGACUAUUGGUGAUGUGGAAGCUGAGGUACAGCGCAAAACUAGCUUGCUUGUUGCUCAUUUGAGUAGCAUGAUUCAAGAGUUGAGGGUGCAAGUUGAAAAAAAUGGGUGCCUUGAUAAGAAAGUUGAAGGAAGCUGUACUGAACCCUAAUCAGGAAACCAGUUUAACUGAAUGAUGGCCUUAUAUUGGCUGUAGCUUUGUUGGGAAAAACAGGUGUCAUCGGUGUUUUGCUUGUAUCUUCUCCUCCAAAUAUUAUAAUGUUCGACUCUGCAAGUAAGGAAUUGAUGGUAGAUUUUGGUUAGUAUAUAGUUUGGUAAAGACAUUUUAUGAAAUUUUCCAGACUGGGUUUUCUAGAUGCAAUCUGCAGUUCUACUAAUUUCUCAUUGCUUGUUAAAUGUCAGGGGUGAGAUUUUCUUCUGCUUUCAUUGUGGCUGGUUACUUUCCUCAAAUUGUUUCGCAGAUACUACUUGCAUCUCUUUGAUCGAUAAAACUUUCUUCGUCA